AUGGAGGGUGCGGGGAGAGACUGUGUUCGUGUCGCCGCAGGCGACGCAGACGACCAGCUCUGCAGCGUGGCGGUCGAUUUCGUGGUCCUCAUCCUCAUCGAGGCCGCGUCUGCAAGGGUAGUACUUGCCGCAGCAAGCGGCCUUGAGCCAGCAGUUGCGCGUGUAGUUUUCGCAGCACUUGGAAACGCCCUUGCCGGAGUAGCGGUGGGUGGGGUGGCGGGUGAGGUCGGGUUCGCGGCUGAGGGCGCGCUGGCGGGCCCCAGCGAAGAGAUUGUGGAUGCGCUCGGCCUGCUGGGACUCGGAGAGGGCGGGGUCUUGCUGGAUGGCGCGCACGGCCUCGUGCAUGGCGGUGGAGCGGGAGGUGGGGUGAGGUUCCUUGGGGCCGGGGGCGGCGCGGUCGUUACACGCGGGGACGGCGGGCUGCGGGGAGGAGGGCUCGGGGUGAUCGUGGUGGUGGUGGUGAGGGUGCGAGGUAGGGUCCAUGGCGAAAUGGAAUUUGUCGGGGUUCCCACAGGAGAGCUCCGGGUGAUAUGCAAGCUCUGUGCCAAGUCGCUUGGUGGUGAAAGCGGGCAAGCCCGGGGGCGAGUUGACGGUCAAGGCGAUAAGUGGGUAUGCGGACAUGACACGCCUAGGGCCGGGGGUAAAGGAAGGGGGGGAAGGAAUAUGGGAGGAGGGAGGGGGGGUGGAGGGGGCUAG
Molecule: messenger RNA, 696 nt
Organism: Chondrus crispus (carragheen)
Lineage: Eukaryota; Rhodophyta; Florideophyceae; Gigartinales; Gigartinaceae
Exons: 1
Coding region: 1-696 (231 amino acids)
Source: RefSeq, a predicted model, not a curated record